ACUCGAUACAUUGUGUUCUAAAAAUCGUGGAAAAUUAAUACAAGAAACGUCUACAUCAGUGAUAAGAUUCAAACAAUAACAAAGAGCUUUCUAAAAGAUGUCAAUUAACUGACUGCGACACUGAUUGAAAACAAAGAAAUCAUGUUAAAAAUAAUAAACUUUUUAUGUCUUUCUACACUCGUACUUAUACCAUUAGAGGCGAAGAAUGUGCAAGUCGAUGAGUUAACCAAGGGCUGGACCUUGAGGGACGGAGACUCCACGAUGCAAUUCAGUGUGGCAAAAAUACCUUCCGGCGUUUAUACAGCUGUUAAGGAUAAAUACGGAGAUCUGCUUGCACCGGACAACGAUGUUAAGCUUCGUUGGAUUGCGAACAAGACUUGGAUCUACAGCAGAAAAUUUGAAACGGCCAAUGAAUUAGGUCAAGACAGUUUGGUCAAUCUGACAUUCCAUGGCAUUGAUACAGUGGCCAAGAUCUGGUUAAAUGGCGAGCUUCUGGGCGAAACAGACAACAUGUUCAUCCGUUACUCCUAUUCCGUGGGUCAUUUACUGAACUUUAGUCCCAAUCAAAAUAAUCUAGAGAUCGAGAUACUCUCUCCGCUGGUGGAGGCAAAUGCACGUGUCCAGGAACUGGAGCAAAAGGGCAAUAGUGCUCCACCCAGCUGUCCGGAAUCUCGUGGUGAUGUUGAAUGCCAUCGUAACAUGUUGCGCAAGAUGCAAAUGAGUUUUGGUGGCGCGUGGAAUCCUGCAGCCCUGUCAUCCGGCAUCUGGAAACCGGUUACCAUUGAGUACUAUACAGUCGCAAUAUUACGAGAUGUGGAUGUGGCCAUCAAACGCACCGAUACCCACUGGAUAAUGGACUGUCGUGCUAUUCUAAAUACGCCUGAUUCCGAAAAAUUCUAUGUGCAACUUUUCGUGUAUGCCAGCCAGCUAUUGGAUGAACCAUUUAUCAUAGAAGAGAAGCAGCUAAGCUAUGCUUCACCCACUCUGGAGUUUCAGAUUCAUAUACCAAAAGAGAAAGUCAAGCUCUGGUGGCCGAAUGGCUAUGGCACACAGCAGCUCUAUCCAGUAAUGUUCAGCAUAAAAACCUAUCGCAGCAGUGGGGAGCCCAGGCUAAGCUCACGAACUGAUUCGCAAAAGCUGCUGCAUAUUGGAUUUCGUACCAUCGAGUUGGUGGAGGAUAAAGAUGCAAGGGGACGAACCUUUUAUUUCCGCGUUAACGGUCAUCCCAUCUUUAUGAAGGGUGUGAACUAUGUGCCGGCGCAGACGUUACCUGAGUUAUCGGCCGAAACGGAAACAUUGAAACACCUUUUGAAUUCGGCCCAUGAUGCAAAUAUGAAUAUGAUUCGAGUCUGGGGCGGUGGCCUCUAUGAGUCGGACAGCUUCUACAGCCUGGCUGAUACCUAUGGGCUAUUGGUAUGGCAGGACAUGACCUUUACAAAGGCAACCUAUCCCAUCGAUGGUGAACUCAUGGCUUCUAUGCGUCAAGAGACAGUGCAAAACGCCCAACGACUCGCCUACCAUGCUAGCCUAGCCCUGAUUGUGACCAACAAUGAGAUCGAAUUAUAUUUGGUGAAAAAUCGAUCGGACUUUGGCGCGGAAGCGAAGCGACUGGAGGACGAAUACAAGCUGCUCUUCGUGGGAAAUUUGUGUGCUGAACUAGACAUUAUCUCCCGGAACGAUUUUAAUCCGCGACCAGGUCCCAUGAUUUCCACGCCUUCGCUGGGCAUAAUAGAGCCUGGCAAAGAACUAGCCAAGGAUCCGCAGAGUCCAGACUAUGGCGAUGUUCAUAUCUAUGAGGAUGAAAGAGAUGCGCUCGCGCAGAAUAUUUAUCCACAGGCUCGCUUCGUCACUGAAUUCGGUUAUGCGAGUCUGCCGAUGCGCUCAUCCUGGCAACGCGUCCUUGGCGAGGAUAAGAGUGAUGCAAGCCUGGCGGCUUUAAUACGCCAGCGUCAGCAUGAUCCCAAAGGCUUUAUACCGCUAUUGCAGCAAAUAGCUUACCAGCUUCCAUUUACACUGCAAAACUGGGAGGACAACAUCGACGAAUUUAUCUACUUUAGUCAGGUGUCACAGGCCCUUACCACCAAGUUGGCAAUAGAUGUGUUUCGGAGCAGGCGUGGCGAUUAUCAGACAAUGGGAGCUCUUAUCUGGCAAUUGAACGAUGUUUGGUUGGCGCCCACCUGGUCAUGCAUUGAUUUCUUUGGCAACUACAAGAUGGUCUACUACUGGGCCAAAGAUUUCCUGGCGGCCACCAAUAUCAUUGCACUAUAUAACGAUGAACGAGAUCAGCUGAAUAUAACUAUUACGCGUGAAGACUACAUGGAAAGUCCCGAUGUGAAACUGUAUAAUAUUUUCAUUAAUACAUUUCUCUGGAAGGAUAUAUUUUCCAAAAAGGCCAUCGCUCGAGCCAUUGGUCUGCGCUCAAGUUCGAUAGAUCAGCUGGUCAUACCUCUGGAGUCUGUACUAUACGAACACCAUUCCAAGGAGGAAAUUUUCUUGGAAAUUCUAUUAAAGGAUGAGGAGGAUCGGGUAGUGGCAAAGAACUUUUUCUACCCGGUACCCAUUAAGGAUAUUAUUGGCAUAAAAGAUCCGAAACUGAAUAUCGAUGUUAUCGAUGUUGAAUGCAGCAACACGAACUCGCACUACACAAACAAGUUUACUUUGCGUAUUACGAUUAAAUACCCAGCGCUGUUCGUUUACUUGGAGCUGACUGAUCCUGAAUAUGCAAAUCAAAUGCACACUUUCUCCAUGAAUGGGUUUACGCAGACGGUGCCGCUGCAAAAUAUCUACCUGGAGAUAAAAAAUGAUUUGUCUUGCAUAACACUCAAUUCUGAGCACAUCAGUGUAAAGACUAUGAAUCAAUAUAUGCUUUGAGUAUUAUAUUGCCUAAAAUAUAUAUUUAAAUAAUACACUUUAAAAUAAACAUAUUACUCAGGCAAUAUUAGAAAAUGAUUUUGAACUCUUAUUCAUGAAUUUGAUCCAAAAUGCAAUGCCUAAAUUUACCCCAAGAAGCUUCUCAAUCUUUGUGCUCAAAUCCCAAUCUAUAGAUAGCGAUGAUUCUGAAUAUAAAAUGUGUAGCGAUUGUAUUUUGGGACACAACAAACCAAGAUAUAGGUUAUCUAA
Molecule: messenger RNA, 3120 nt
Organism: Drosophila hydei
Lineage: Eukaryota; Metazoa; Arthropoda; Insecta; Diptera; Drosophilidae
Product: beta-mannosidase-like
Exons: 10
Coding region: 142-2871 (909 amino acids)
Biological process (GO): glycoprotein catabolic process
Molecular function (GO): beta-mannosidase activity
Source: RefSeq, a predicted model, not a curated record